Messenger RNA from Daktulosphaira vitifoliae (grape phylloxera), 2838 nucleotides. It is a transcript of the gene nompB, whose product is annotated as intraflagellar transport protein 88 homolog. Gene Ontology annotation, molecular function: kinesin binding. The coding region runs from base 246 to 2816 and encodes 856 amino acids. Lineage: Eukaryota; Metazoa; Arthropoda; Insecta; Hemiptera; Phylloxeridae. Gene Ontology annotation, cellular component: non-motile cilium; ciliary base; centriole. Gene Ontology annotation, biological process: non-motile cilium assembly; intraciliary transport. The transcript has 12 exons. The record is from RefSeq and is a predicted model, not a curated record.
AACUGAAAGUCAAUAAUGUAUUACAAUAAUAAAUCAACUAGUAAAUGUUAAAUAGUUAAAGUAAUAUCUUUUCAAUAAAUGGAUUAAUUACUUUUAAAACUGUACUCUAUAGUGCAAUUUGUGUUGUCAUAGAAACAGCUUUAUGUACACAAACGUAAUAAAAAAAAACUUUUUUUUUUGUAACGUUAUCGCUAAAAUCACAUAAUUCUCUAAUUCAUACAAAAUAAAAAGUAAUUUUUAUUAAAAUGGAUUCAGCUCAUAUUAAAAGUAAGUACAAUACCUAUGACAGUGAAAUUUUCUCGCAAUACGAUUAUCACUUGGAUGGAAUGAAAGAAGAUGCAGAGGAAAUUCUUAGGCAAACAUUAAGGUCAUCUUAUAGUAGAAGAACAUCAAUGACUACCAAGACUCCAACGGGACUUCCAUUGCCUUUUACUACAACUCCCCAAAUAAAAGAUCCACAAGCACUGAUGUUGAGACCAAGUAGUUCAAGGAGCGGAUCUGAAAUGUCAAAUAGACCAGCUACUGCAAUAAGGGGUGCAGGUUAUACGUCACAUUCAUCAGCGAGUUAUGAUGUUCUUAAUCAACCAUCGAGAACUUUAACCGUUAUGCCUGAACUUAACAAAGAAGAAAGAAUGGAAGAUAAAAUAAAAAAACUAGAAAAACGCAUUCACGAUUUAGUAGACGAAGCUUGCUUGGCAAAUGGUGAUCCAAAAUUAGGUUUGGAGAAAGCUAAAGAUGCAUCUAAUAAAGAAAGAAGUCUCAUUAGAAUGCAAGAGCAAGCUGGGCUAAAUGAUUCGCACAAUAUCGAUUUGACAUUUUUGGUUCUAUUUACAUUGGGUAACCAGUACGCGGCUAAUGAGAUGUACAUCGAAGCUCUGAAUACUUAUCAAGCAAUAGUAAAAAAUAGAUACUUCCAAAAUGGAGCUCGACUUCGUGUAAAUGUGGCUAAUAUAUACGUGAAAAUUGGACAGCCCGAAAAAGCAAUAAAAAUGUAUAAAAUGGCAUUGGAUCAAGUUCCUAAUACUAACAAGAGUUUUAAAAGAGCAAUUACUCACAACAUAGGUAUAGUAUUAUUAAAGUUAGAAAAAUAUGAAGACGCUUGUUCAAAUUUUGAAUACAUUAUGCAUGAAAAACCAGCUGUAAAACCUUGUUUUCACGCAAUUUUAUGCUACUACAUGUUAGGGAAUAAAGAAAAACUAAAAAUGUUAUUCAAACAAAUGUUGGAAAUCUCUUUAGAUGUAGAUUUUGAAGACAAGUAUGCGGCACAUUUGGAUGACCCUGAAGCAGCUUUGCUAGCAGAAGCUAUUAAAUCAGAUGAGUUAACUUUAUAUGAAAAACGAUUAAAACAGAAUUUUGAAAAUAUUGUUUUAAAUGCAGCACAUCUAAUAUCAUCAGUAAUCGAAGAAACGUUUAACGAAGGUUAUUUGUGGUGUUUAGAUAUCAUUAAAAGUUCAAGAUAUUCUUAUUUGGCUGGUCAUCUGGAGAUAAACAAAGCCGUUGGAUUUUUAUAUCAAAAUAAUAUCGAAUUGGCAGUUGAUACUUUAAAAGCUUUUGAUAAUAAAGAUAGUAAAGUGGCAAGUGCGGCUGCUACCAAUUUAUCGUUCAUUCAUUUCCUAAAAGGUGAUUUAGAACAAGCUCAUAAAACUUCAGCAGCAGCACAAGAUGUUGAUUCUUUGAAUGCCUUAGCUUAUGUCAAUCAUGGUAAUUGUUAUUAUGCCAAAGAAGAUUUUUAUAAAGCUAAAGAAUUAUACACAAGGGCUUUGGACCAAGAUCCAUCAUGCUCGGAAGCAGUUUAUAAUUUAGGAUUAGCUAACAAACAGCUCGGUCUUAUAGAUGAUGCCAUUGAUUGUUUUCAAAAACUCCACGUGGUUAUUAGCAAUCAUCCAGAAGUUAUUUAUCAGAUUGCAUCGCUAAAUGAAAUGAUUGGUGAUUCGGAACAGGCUAUUGAAUGGUAUUUGCAACUUUUGAGUAUAGUACCGGACGAUGUAGGUGUUCUACAAAGGCUUGGUGAUAUUUAUGAAAAUAUCAAUGACAAGCAACAGGCUUAUCAUUAUUACUACGAGUCAUAUAGAUAUUACCCUUCUAAUUUGGAAGUCUUAGAUUGGUUAGGAGCAUAUUUUGUCGAAAUGCGAGUACCAGAAAAAGCUAUAGACUACUUCGAACAAGCGUCCUUAAUGCAACCUGCUGAACCCAAAUGGUUGAUGUUAAUUGGAUCUUGUUAUCGUCGUGUUGGCAAUUAUCAAUUAGCUUUUCAAACUUAUAAAGACGUGUUAAGAAAAUUUCCAGAUAACAUUGAGUGUUUGAAAUUAUUAAUAAGGAUAUGUACAGACUUGGGUCUUAAAGAAGCUUCCGAAUACAGUGAAAUGUUAAGAAAAACGGAGAAAACCAAAGAUAUCAGGGAACGUAUAAGCACAGCACGCACUACUUAUCGCAAGACAAUGGAAACAAGAGGUGGUACAGGAUUAGCAACUUCAACAAUUUUAAAUAAAAGUCAAAUUGAGUAUCCCCAAAAACAAAACAAAACAGGAGAAACAAAUAUUUACAUUCAUGAUGCAUCAAAAAAUGAUGAAAUUUCUCAACGUCCCAGAACUGCAAGGGGAGGAACACCUAUGGUUGGAUCAUUAACGCCAUUGAUAAGCAAGUAUGUUCAAAAUGGCGAAAGUGAUAUUAAUUUGUAUGAAAGAAAUAAUACAAUAGAAACAUAUGAUGAUCCAAUGGGUCCAAUACAAAGACCGCUUACAUCAACAACUAGACCAAUUACAUCUUUAGAAAAAGAAUUUGAAGAUGAAGAAGUCGUAGAUCUCUUACCAGAAUAAUAAUAAAAUACUAAAAUAUUAA